This is a messenger RNA of Malurus melanocephalus (red-backed fairy wren), 3895 nucleotides long. Its product is annotated as mitogen-activated protein kinase kinase kinase 3-like. Gene Ontology annotation, biological process: protein phosphorylation. Gene Ontology annotation, molecular function: protein kinase activity; ATP binding; protein binding. NCBI's taxonomy places the organism in Eukaryota, Metazoa, Chordata, Aves, Passeriformes, Maluridae. The record is from RefSeq and is a predicted model, not a curated record. Bases 217 to 2082 code for a protein of 621 amino acids. The transcript has 17 exons.
CCGCUUUUGUGCGCCGCCCCAGCCGAGCUCCAGCCGAGCGGUGCCGAGCCGAGCUGAGCUGUUCGGAGCCGCGCCAGCCGCUGGGACCCACGGUGGUGACACCAGCCCCGGGUGGCCGCGUAUGCCCCUCCGCGGGUGACSCCGGAUGUUUGAGAGAGGAGGAUAAGGCACGAGUGUCUGGGACUGCUGGAAUGGAGGCCUGAUGUAGAUGGAAAGAUGGAUGAAGAAGAAGCUCUGAACUCUAUUAUGAAGGAUUUGGCAGCAUUGGGCAAGUGUGGGGGGCUGCUGGACAACAACAGGAAUAAAAACAGUGUCCACUCCAACAAACAGCAGAGGAAUGUCAGGAUCAAGUUUGAAUAUGAAGGAGAGAAAAGGAUUAUCCAGUUUCCAAGGCCAGUCAAGUUCAAAGAAGUGGUGCAGAAGGUCACGGAUGCUUUUGGACAGACGAUGGACUUGGUCUGUGUGAACAAUGAGCUCCUGAUCCCACUGAAAUCCCAGGAAGAUUUGGACAAAGCGAUGGAACAGUUGGAGCUGAGCCCUUCCCUGAAGAGCCUGCGGAUCCUUGUGAGCGCUCCAAAGAAAGCGAAUCUCCUUCAGCCUAACAACAGCAAGCAGCAUGAAAUGAGGAUCUCCAGAUCCAUGGGCGACAUCAUGGGGUCCCUGUACAAAGACUCCGAGAGGACACGCAAGUAUUCAACAGGCUCUCUGCACACUGGCCGGAGCUCCCCACCGCCGGGCAGCGUUCCCGAGGAGCAGCAGCAGAUCGCCCGCCAGGGAUCCUACACCAGCAUCAACAGCGAGGGCGAGUUCAUCCCCGAGACCAUGGACCAGAACAUGCUUGAAGCUUUCAUCAGCCCCGAUGACUCGCUGUCUGGGAGCUGCCAGUCACUGGACAGGUCUGUGGACAGUCCUCCCUUUACCCAAACCCCUGUUCCUGGAAGGAAGAGCCAUCCCAAAGACAGUCUUGAUUGUAUGGAUUUUGACAUCCCAUUCUGUGAGAGGUUUGGGAAAGGGGGCACCUUCCCGAGGCAGUACCAUCUCUCCCAAAGUCGCAAGGACUACAGUGAUGGCCGGAGGACUUUCCCCAGGAGUUACUUCCCACAGGAGAACCUGUUUCAGCUCGUCCCUUCCAGCAGGACCAAGAGCUUCACUGGGGACAGCAAGCUCAGCACCUUGCAGUACGACGAGUACAGACCCAAGUGCUGGAACAAUUGYGAAAAGGGUCUGCAGGUCUUCAGCACCUCCCCUACAAAAGUCAGGAACUCCCUGCAGGCACCUGUGAACUGGAGGCUGGGGAAGCUGCUGGGAAGAGGAGCUUUUGGGGAAGUUUAUCUCUGCUACGAUGCGGACACUGGGCGGGAGCUGUCRGUGAAGCAGGUGCCUUUUGACCCUGACAGCCAGGAGACGAGUAAAGAAGUGAAUGCUUUAGAAUGUGAGAUUCAGCUGUUGAAGACCCUCCGUCACGACAGGAUAGUGCAGUACUACGGGUGCCUGCGGGAUCCUGAGGAGAAGAAGCUGUCUAUCUUUGUGGAAUACAUGCCAGGGGGCUCCAUAAAGGAUCAGCUGAARGCAUACGGUGCUCUGACUGAGAAUGUCACACGGAAGUACACCAGGCAGAUCCUGCAGGGGGUCUUCUACCUACACAGCAAUAUGAUUGUCCACAGGGAUAUUAAAGGUGCCAAUAUUCUGAGAGAUUCUGCUGGAAAUGUGAAACUCGGAGAUUUUGGGGCCAGCAAACGCAUCCAGACCAUCUGCAUGUCUGGGACUGGGAUUAAAUCUGUCACGGGAACACCAUACUGGAUGAGCCCAGAGGUUAUCAGCGGAGAGGGCUAUGGAAGGAAAGCUGAUGUGUGGAGCGUGGCCUGCACCGUGGUGGAGAUGUUAACGGAGAAGCCGCCCUGGGCGGAGUUCGAGGCCAUGGCGGCAAUUUUUAAAAUCGCCACGCAGCCGACCAACCCCCAGCUCCCCGAUGGCGUCUCCAGCUCCUGCCGCAACUUUCUCAAGCAGAUCUUCGUGGAGGAGAAGCGGAGGCCGACGGCCGAGGACYUGCUGAGACACCCCUUUGUCAACUGCGGGCUCUGAGCCCUGGCAGCGGGGAUGGGAAGCGCCGGCGGAGGGUCGGACCUCACGGGGGGCUGUCCUGACAGUCCCUUCUCGCUCGCCGCUGCCUCGGCCCCCGUUGUGGGAUUUUCAAGCUGCGCUCGGGACCGUCGGCRCGGGAAAUUCGGAGCGAGGGAUUUCCCGGCCCGCGCGGGUGCUGGACCACGUAACCUCCCUGCCGCCCACGGUACCGGGGUCAUCCCCCCUCGCCAUGGAAUUGCUCUCUUGGGGGAAGUGUGGCAGAUGGGAAAUGUCCCCCCAGCACGGCRGCGGUGCUGGCAGCAUCCCCAGGACCGGUGGGGGAAGCGGCUGCUCAGUGGCCACCGGCACCUUGCGCGGAGUUUCAGACAGGGGCUUCAGCCAAGCCAGAGGAGAUGAUCCUCAGACCACAGAGUCGGGGGGACCUGGGCGUCCCCGUUCUCAAGGGGACCGAGCCCGCUGGAGCAGCUGGCGUUUCACACUGUCCUGUGCCUUACGCGGUUACAAUCAAGGAGUGAUGCUCGGCUCGGAGUCUGGUGUGAGGGUGCAGCAGCCGUGUUGACUUUGCCGUGGCGCGUGUGUGUGUGCGUGYGUGAGUCUGGGAACAGGGGGGUCUUCUCGGGGUGCAGGAGGUCUGUGCCGGGUGCGCCCGCCGACGGAUGCCCGGGACCCCUGCCACGGGCGAGGGAGGGUUAAAUGAUGAUGGUGGUGUUAAAAUGCUGUCGAUGGCAGUGGUGGGCAGGGCUGAGCAGCAGCCAGAUUGUGUUGGGAGCCGUCAGGAUUCAGGUGGGAAUCUCAGCAAGGACAUGUCUGCUCAUAGCCCUGCUGUGCUGGGGCAGGAGGGAUUCCAUUGUGCUUUGGAAGUGGAGCUGCAGGAAGAGCCCAGUGGAUCUCUGUAAAACCCAAGAGAGUGCCUAAAAUGAGGCACGGAGGACUGGUACGUAUGGAUCUGGGUGCCUCCUCCUCUCCAUGCCUCCUCCUCCAUGCCUUGUGGACCAUCCCCAGGUACAGGGAUGGAGAGCAUCACUUCCAUGGUGGUGCCCGAGGGAGCAGCUGCAGGAGCCUCAGACUGGGAGAGCGGAGCUGCAGCAGUCGAGGGCAGCUGGAAGCAGAUUUCUUCCUGCAGUAGGUUUGAAGUUGUCAGAGGAAAUGGGCCAGUCAAAAGCAGAGUUGGGCUACGGCCUCUGACCCACACUAUCCUGCUGGAAAACCUGGAUAGGGAGCAUGCACAGAGUCCCUGGAAGCUAGUUAAUUAAUUAAUCAAUCAGAUCUCGGGGGGUUUUGGAUAAAUUAAUUGCACCAUCCCACCUCCCCCUUCUCUGCUGCAUUAGCUAUUUCCACCAACUCAGCAAAGGGUUAAAAAAGCAGUUACCAGGAAGUUCCAUCCKCAGGCCAGUGUGUCAGACACAGGUUUAUUUUAAUGCUUGUUUUCAUUAAAAAUUAAAAGUGUUGCUUAGACUUAGGAGGAAAGUGAAAAAUUGGUUGUUUGUGUGAACACAUCCUUGAAUUCUUCCAUGUGGAAGAGAUCAAGGCUUUGCACUGCUGGUGUGGCAGUGGGAAUGUGUCCUCUGCUCAGCUCUGAACAGAGAAGCGAGAUUUAAGAGGUUUCCYAGAGUAGCUGUGGAUACCCUGGUUCUGGAAACAUUCAGGGUCAGGGUUGGAUAGRGCUUGGAGCAACCUGGUUUAGUGAAGUGUCCCUGCCCAUGGSAAGGGGUUGGAAAGACAUGAACUUUAAAGUCCCUUCCAACCAAACCAUGUGAUGACUUCAUAAUUUAAAGAGUUAUUUCAGUUUAAAAGGAAAAAAAAAAAAACAAAA